AUGGCGCCGAGUGCCACAUCAUCCACCUCUGUGCCCAAGCUUCUCUCGCCCUCGGGCAGCAGCACCGCAACGGACGAGUUCGACAUCAUCUCGUGCUACCACGAUCUCCUCUCGUCCGAUGCCGAACUGCCUUUUCCGAUCGCGGCGAUCUUUGCGCUGGCGGAGCUGGUGUCCAAAUCGCGCGCGGCGACAACUUCAGAGUUGAUGGAGAACAUCCGCUCAGCGUCGCAUCGACUCAAGGCCUCGCUGGAGAAUCCAGUGCCUGCAACGGCGGGGUUGGAUCUGUUCACGCGGUUUGUCGUGACCAAGUCCUGGGAUACGGGCGACGACUUUGAAGCGCACAAGGCCUCGCUCGCUGCACUGGCACACGAGUUUGCCGUGCAUACUGUGCCAUCGUGUCGCGAAAAGAUCUGCGAGCUGGUGUUGCCGUUCAUCAGUGACGACAGUGUGGUCUUGACGCAUUCGUAUUCGCGCGUGGUCAUGCAGGCGCUCAAAUUCGCCGCCCUGCACCAGCGAAAGCGCAUCUCGGUCUACGUCACCGAAUCGCGCCCCCACGGCCUCGGUCUGCGAACCUACAACCAGCUCAUCAGCCACGGAAUCCCUUGCACAGUCAUUCUCGAUUCCGCAGUGGCCUACACGAUGCCCAAGGUGGAUUUGGUCCUCACGGGUGCCGAGGGAGUCGUCGAGUCAGGCGGAUGCUUGAAUGCCGUGGGGACGUAUGGCAUGGCGAUCAUCGCAAAGGCGUGCAACAAACCCUUCUUCGCACUCGCAGAGAGCUUCAAGUUCCUCCGCAUGUUCCCGCUCAACCAGUACGAUCUGCCCACCAACAACACCAACCGAAACCUGCUCGCCUUUCCCGACCUCGAUGACCAGCCCAGCGACACUGCAACUACACGAGAGGCGGAGCAAGAUCACGCAACCCCCAAACUCGGCAGCACACAACAGACGUUGCAAAUGUCGCGCGCACAGGAACUCCUCAACCCCGCAAUCGACUAUACCACGCCGGACCUGGUGACGUUCCUGUUUAGCGACGUGGGCGUGCUCACACCCUCGGGUGUAGGCGAUGCCCUCCUCGCCGUCUACGGUGGAGCCGACUAG
Molecule: messenger RNA, 1098 nt
Organism: Moesziomyces aphidis
Lineage: Eukaryota; Fungi; Basidiomycota; Ustilaginomycetes; Ustilaginales; Ustilaginaceae
Source: the annotation of a GenBank genome assembly